Lodderomyces beijingensis is the source of this 1914-nucleotide messenger RNA. The record is from the annotation of a GenBank genome assembly. NCBI's taxonomy places the organism in Eukaryota, Fungi, Ascomycota, Pichiomycetes, Serinales, Debaryomycetaceae.
AUGCCAGCGGUUGACAGGAUAGAAGACGGCCCCGAUACGAUCAGAAUACUUUUGACGACGGAUAAUCAUGUUGGGUACCUUGAAAACGACCCGAUCCGAGGCGACGAUGGGUGGAAGACUUUUGAAGAAAUCACCCAGAUUGCCCACGAUCGCGGCGUCGAUAUGAUGCUUCAAGGCGGCGAUCUUUUCCAUGUGAACAAGCCGAGUAAGAAGUCGAUGUACCAUGUGAUCAAGUCUUUGCGGGGCAAUUGUAUGGGGGAUAAGCCGUGUGAGCUUGAGUUGUUGAGCGAGCCUGCGGAUGUCAUGAACAACGGCAUCGACGAGGUCAAUUAUGAAGAUCCCAAUUUGAACAUCUCGAUCCCCGUGUUUGCCAUCAGUGGCAAUCACGAUGACGCGACUGGCGAGGGAAUGCUACUGGCGUUGGACGUGUUGGCCGUGUCUGGACUCAUAAACUAUUUUGGUAAGGUUAAGGAUACCGAUUCGGUGCAUGUUAAGCCUAUUUUGUUACAAAAGGGGCGGACAAAGUUGGCAUUGUAUGGAAUGUCCAACCUUCGGGACGAAAGAAUGCACCGGUUGUUUAGAGAUGGAGCUGUCAAGUUUGAGAGACCGGGCGUGGAGACAGACGAGUGGUUCAAUUUGUUUGUAAUUCACCAGAACCAUGCCAUGCACUCUUUCAAAUCAACCAUCCCUGAAAACUUCUUGCCUCCAUUUCUUGAUUUCGUUCUUUGGGGCCACGAGCAUGAAUGUAUACCUCACGCGGUGCACAAUCCUGAAACUACAUUUGACGUGUUGCAAGCCGGCUCGUCACUAGCAACGUCGCUUUGUGAGGGAGAAGUUGCCGAUAAAAAGGUGUUUAUACUUUCAAUCAAAGGAGGUGACUAUUCGUUGCAGCCGAUUGCCUUGCAAACGGUGCGCCCCUUUGUGAUGAGGGAGAUUGUCUUGCUGAAGACUGAUUUAAUUGCCGGAGUCGCUUCCAAAGCCGACGUGAUUGGGUUCUUGACCCAGGAGGUUGAAAAGGCUAUAGAGAAAGUGAACCUGACGCGAAACGCUGGUUCAAAUCGGGAGCUUUACUUGCCAUUGAUUCGACUACGGGUUGAGUAUAGUGAUGGAUACGAAAUUGAGAAUGCCCAGAGGUUUUCGAAUCAGUUUGUUGGCCGAAUAGCCAACGUGAAUGACGUGGUGCAAUUCCACAAGAAGAAGAAGAAGACCAUAGCGUCGGUGGCGAACGGAUUGAUUCAAAAGACCAAGUUUGAUGCGGAUUUGCUCGAGGAGAGCUUGAAGGAGAAGAAGCAAAACACCGAUUUGGAGUUGCAGGACAUUGUGAGUGAUUUCUUGAAGCAAACACAGUUGACCUUGGUCCCUGAAGUUGGGUUCAACGAUGCCGUGAAGAAAAUGUUGGAGAAUGAAGAUAAGAGUAGCUUGAGCCAGUAUAUCAAUAGCGAGAUCAAGAAGGAGACGAAGGCACUUUUGAAUGUUGAUAUAGACGAGGCAGAGUUUCAUGGUGGAGAUGGCGGCAACGAGCAGCAUCCAAAGAAGAUGCUCAAGCAGAUCUUGAUGCAUACGAAAAGCGCAGGCUAUUCGGGAGGCGUGGACAUGGACAUGGACGUGUCCUUGAACUCCUCUUCAACCAAGAAGAAAUCAACAACAACAGCUGCAAAGAGAAGUGGCAAGGAGAAAAGCAAGGAAAUCAUCGACUCGAGUGAUUCUGAAGUCGAUGUGGCUGAGUUGGGUACGCGACAACCAACAUCUAGACGUCGAAACGCCGCGCCGAAGGGAUCUUUCGCUGACGAGGAGGCAGAUGCUCAGAUUAUCAGCAGUGAAGAUGAAUAUUAUCCAGAGCCUACUAAGAAAAAAGCAACAAUGAAGAGUGGAAAUAGAUCUGGCCUGACGAGAACUGGACGAGCUAAGCGAUAG